Molecule: messenger RNA, 8180 nt
Organism: Danio rerio (zebrafish)
Lineage: Eukaryota; Metazoa; Chordata; Actinopteri; Cypriniformes; Danionidae
Source: RefSeq, a predicted model, not a curated record
CCCUUCCUCUCUUCUCUUCUGGCAUCCCCAUCCCCCAUCGCUUUAUGUGCUUCCAUACAGCCUGAAAAAUCAACCGGAGGAGGAAACCUUCACACUCAACGGAGAAUAGACUGACCCACAGAACACCGCUGGAAACCGGGAUCACAGACUGGAUCAGGGUGACCCAUCUUGAACCUGCUUCACACUGAUUUGCAUAUCCAUUCUUCCUACCUCCUUCAUUUGCCUUUCCUUCACUGAGAAUGGCAAGCGGGCAUUCCACUGACAAAUUCAGUUUUCUGUACCCAACAGACAGCAGUCAGAGCGUGAAGAGUAAGAACAGACUGUCUUCCACCAUGAACCCGGUGUACAGUCCAGUGCAACCGGGAACCCCGUACGGAAACCCAAAAAAUAUGGCUUACACAGGUUAUCCCGGAGGUUAUCCAACGACUGCCCCGGCCUACACAGCCAACCUUUAUCAGACAGGUAGCCCAGGAUACCCACCAGUGCUGCUGGUGAAGCAGGCCUGGCCCCAGACGGCAUCAGCUCCGGGGCCCGCAGAAGGCUCCUAUGACCUGGCUGUGGACGCUGGCUCAGAGAGCAGGCAGUACCAGGCCUCAUCUACAGCAUUCAGAUAUACUGCAGGAACGCCUUAUAAAGUGCCCCCUACUCAGAGCAAUGGAGCCCCUCCACCGUACUCCCCGUCCCCAAACCCCUACCCCACGGCCAUGUACCCCAUCAGAAGUGCCUAUCCACAGCAGAACCUCUAUGCUCAGGGUGCUUAUUUCACACAGCCGGUGUAUGCAGCUCAGCCUCACGUCAUCCACCACACCACCGUGGUGCAGCCCAACAGCAUCCCCUCCGCUAUCUACCCUGCUCCGGUGCCCGCGCCACGUUCCAAUGGGGUGGCCAUGGGCAUGGUGGCCGGAACAACCAUGGCCAUGUCUGCCGGCACUUUGCUGACCACCCCUCAGCACACUCAGAUUGGAGCACAUCCCGUCACCGUGCCAACAUACCGACCCCAAGGAACACCUGGCUACAGCUAUGUGCCACCUCACUGGUAGAGCCACCUGCCAAUCAUAUCUGGAGUCAAACAUUGUAUGCAACUACUCAAGUCUUACAUCGGCGCUCUGUGCUCAACAGGGAGGGCCACGUCUGUUUGCAAGAACAAAAAGAUGAAAAAAAAAAAGUGCAAGGGUCACUUUAUGCAUUCUUACGUGUUUUUGUAAAAGCUGCUUUUUUAUCCUUUUAUUUAAUUUUUCUUUUUGUUUUUUGGGAUGACGUUCUUGCAUUAGGUUAUUUUAAUUUCUCAAUGUUCCAUAGUUACUUCUGUCAGAACUCCAGAAUGAUUUCGACCAAUCACGCCUCUUCAAAAUCUGUAUUUUGUGUUCAGUAUAAACGCUGGUGUGUAGGAAUGUACCGACGCAAUAUCAGCACCACCGGGAUCAUAAUCAUCCAAUUAUGCUGCCAAAUUUUAUAACACUUAGAAACUAGCACAGGGUUCGUUUUUAGUUCGUUUAUUUACCGCAGAGUUUCAUUUCAGCGUUCACACUUCCGUCGAGGAAAGUCGAUUCGUUUCUUUUUUUUUAAAAUAUUAAUAUGAUUUCAGUCCUCCCUCAUUUUGGUUCUACCAUCGAUAACAAGGGUGUCUUCCAGCUUGUAGCUGUUCAUGUAGAUUUGUAAGGAAUAUAUCAUUAGUAGGGCAGUGCAAACGUGGUUUAACCUUCAUUAGGAUAUCGAGUACAUAACAGUAAUCUUAGUUAUUCACUAAAUAGAGAACGUUCGAGUGAGCUGGUUACGUUACUAGCUUAUGUGUCAGGAUAGCGUAAGCUUCUAAACUAUAAAGUGUAUAUUCGAUUUAUAUAAAUAUGCGCGCAUGGGAAUGCGGCAGAAUUUCGAGGAACGAAAAAAUAUCUAUGGUUGGCACUUAGCUGGAGCCUAAAACGUGCCAACUUUGAGGCCAGAUAGGACGGACGCUACUCUGAUCGAACGACAAAGGGACUUUAUUGCAUCGUAGAUAGCACUAAACGCAAAAAAAAAAAAAAAAAACGUAUAUAAAAUAAAUAAAUAAUAGGCGUUCUGGCAUUCAUCGAGUUUGAGUGGGUCUAACCCCUGGUCAAUCAUUGGGCCUGUAGUCGCACAGAUUGUACAAACGGAGUUGUUCAACGCAAUAAUAAGAACGGCCUGCUUGAAUGGCUUUUAAUUGUAACUUACAGCCUUUUCAGAGAGAGAGAGAGAUUUUGAUUUCCUAUCCCCCCUCUCCAAGAGCUCGUCUAGUGUACUCCGAAGUGACAUAUCAAGUAUUCUAUGAAAUGUUAUCAUACCAUUGCACACUUGACAAAUAGACGUAACUUUAAUAACCAAUUAUACGGUACACUCUCAUAUUUAAAGGAUGUAAUUAAGAAAAUCAAAGCAUUUACUCUGCUCUUGGUGACGUCUCUGGAAAAGUAAUAUUAUUGUCAGUACAGAACCGUAUCGCUCUAUUUUGUUGUUUGUUACGGCUAAUCAACCACUAUUUCGAUAUAUAGUACACACUCGAACGUGGGAACGAAGCGAUUCUCUGAUCUUAUGUGGAAGUAAUAACGUCUAGUAAUGCAUGUGUCAUGCGGGUGAAUGCAGUAUAGUGUAAUCGGAUGGAAACUAUGCCCUCGCGAAGCAUGGUUGCAUCAUGUUGAAUCGCAGCUUAUGGAUUGCUUUUAAUAACACUUUUACAUUACAGCACAUUCCCUUCGAUUUCUUUUAUUUUUUUAGUUGUCGUUGUUGUUGAAAUAAAAGGAGAGGGCGAGGGCGCAGUGUGGAUGAUCACCCAGAGAAUAUUUAGCAAAAUAAUUAGCCUAAUUUAAGAUUGUUCUUAAACUAAUAAUCCUGUAUUUUUUUAUGUAUUAGGAUUUGCAUCAUCCUCAAUUGUGAUUGGGAUUAGAAUUUGCAGUACUGUAGUCUAAAUUUGACAGUAUUUUUUUAUAAACGUCAUCAUAAUUAAUAAAUAAAAAGAAAAUUUAGGAAAUUUGGCAGAUAAAUAGUGAUUUAAAUAUAAUAAUUUAACAUAAAAACAAGCUUCUUUUUGUUCAAUAUUAGGUAUUCUGCAAUAUUUAAUAUUGGUAAUAUUAAAGGUGCUGUAUGUGAGUUUUUGACUCCACUAACGCAUAAAAACAUCAUAAUAUGUUUGCCGAUAUUUAAAAAAACAAGCUAAGUGAACAUUCUUGUUUAUCUGAUAAACAAUGCUAAAGAUAGUCUGCUUUAAAAAUGUGCUUUACGUGCUGGAACGUCUGUCUUUGUUUUGGUCAUUUAACCCGCCCACUGCAAGUUUAGCCAAUUAUAUUCCAGCACCCCGGGUUGCCUUGAUUGAAAACAUCGUAUUUCAUUCAUUCAGUCAGGAAGGCUCUUGUCCCUGACCGAAUUGCAACCUCCAAUGGACAGUAGCAGACUCGGAAAUGAGACGCAGAUUCAGAGUUCCACAUGUGGUGGUUUUUAACAAGCAAAUAAUAUAAAUAUUAUGAGUGUAAACAUUUGGUGAGCAGGUUACAUUGUAACCCGUGUUCUAGCAACACACUACGACACGCUAGAUUUGCAAUUUGGCUGUUUGCACCAGACGAAACAUUAGAAAUUUAAAUACAGCCAUUCAGAAGCACAGAAUAGUGCACUCCAAUGAACUGGCUUAUAGUCUAAUUAAUACAUAUUGAACCUCUUUAACAUUAUUAAAUGUAGAGGCUGAGUCACUAGCCAUGUUUCCAUUCAAAAUUUGAAUUAACUUUAUGCGCAAAACUGGAAUAUCACAUAAAAGACAUGCAAAUAAAGCAGCGUUUCCGUCCAGCGAGUCAAAGCCAAAAAAAUCGUCACUUCCUGACUAACUGGCACCAAAUAUCAACAGCAAAAACUGAAUUUGCUGUGGUAGAAGAAGCUGCGUGAAUGUUUUCCUCAGUUAAUUAAUGACUUGCGCCUCAGAAGGCAAUCCUGACAUGCAGAGAACGCACAGUGGCAUUUGAAGGCGUGAGACAUGGAGCACAGAUGCUUCUAACAAUUUUGGAGGUCAUUACUAAUAUAAUAACACUAAUACUAAAACGGUUAAGACAUUUUAGAAUGACCAAAACAACAUUUCAGAUGUUUUACCAUGUGCUCAGCCUGCUGGUUUGUGUAUCAGGGUUAGGUUUGCCCAUGCUGGUUAGGACAAAAACUCCUUUUAAUAUGGAAAAUAUUACGUCUAUUGCGUGUUUUUAGAUAGAACAACAAUUAAAUCAGCCUUUAGGCUUGGUAAACAGACUUGAUUCUGUUGGUGUCGUCAAUCUGGCAACCUGCGCUUGCAUGUGUUUUGAACCAGGUGUGCAAUACCUAGUUCAACCACUGGGUGUCAAACUUACAUACUGCACCUUUAACAUAGUUUCAUUGUUCCUUAGUACUAGGGUAAAAAAUCUUCCUGACAGAUUUAUCUAAAAAUGACUUCAUUGCAUUACAUGCUACAGUAUAUUCUUGUGCCCUUAGUGAGCAGCAAUCUCUGUGCAGUAAUGGGAUUUUAUUAGUUUAAGAUCAUCAGUUUUGUAUAGGAUGAAAUCUCACGCACUCUCUGCCCUACUCUUUCCUUUUUUCCAGCAGGAUUUAUACAGUAUUAUAUCAAACAGUGACCUUUAUUUUCUGUCUUUGCAUCACAAGACUUCGAUCGAUGCACAAUAAUCACUGUAAUCGACAUAUUAAACACUGACGCGAGCAGACGUCAGACUGAACUCGAGGACUAGAGUGACCUUUUAACACUGCAAAGGAGUAAAGGGUUUGAUUCAGAACGAGCGGACGUUACCAUCCACUCUGACAAUGUAAUUUAGGCGCUUUUUACGUAAGUGUUAUUUAAAGUUUUAAUUAAUGAUUGAUGUUCAUUUUUUCUUAAAUAGAAGAUCUUUAUAGUUGAUCUGGAGUGGAGUGAUACAGUCCAUGUGGUUGAGAGGCAUUUCAGAGCACAAGUCUUCAAGGGGUUUCCUCUUCCUCUAAACAUGCAUUUCCCCAAUCUGUCUUUGUCUUGUUCUUUCUGGUUUGUCGAAAUAAUGAGGGCGGGGGGUAAAGUUUAGCAAUCUGCAGCUAUUAUUAAAAUCUGGUAGAGAUGUUCACUGAAGUUAGCUUUUUUUUUUUUCGUGAAAUUGAAUUGCAGUUACUGGAACAAACAACGUUUUAAUACAGGGUCAUUGUGAAUUUAAAGGGAUUGAUCAUCUGGAAAGGAAAACGGCGUGAACGUUAAGCUCCGAGUAUACUUCGUUUUUUUGCUGUAGAUGGUUAAAAAUGACAGAUCUACCCUUCUGUGUGCUGUAGAAAUUUUUUUUUUAAUUUUUAAAUUCGGCUCACAUCUCAUAUGGAGAACAUUCUUUAGGAUCUAUACUGCAGCCAGCCACCGGGGGGCCAUCAAGAGGUUUUGGCUUCAAUUUACAGUACACAAAUGAUCCAACACUCAAACAUUUAUCCUAGUUUGUUCUGUCCAAACAUUAUUAUAAAUGCUAAUGUCUUUGUUCUCUAAACAUUCAGAGAUUAGUUUGUUUGUGAAGUCUAAACAUAUAUGAUUGAAACACCUCCACAUUUUCUUCUAAAAGAAGAUUUGAAGCCAGAUGUCACGGGUAUAAUCUGCUUUCAUCUUGUGCAAAUGAUGUCAUUUGGAGCCCAAGUUCAGUUUGGCUCAUGGCAGAGUUUAUUAACUAUACUGCAGCCAACCACCAGGGGGUGAUCAAGAUGUUUUGGCUUCACUUUUAAGUACACAAAGGAUCCAACACUCAUAGAUUUAUCCUUGGAUGUUUUGUUCAAACAUUAUGAGCUAUGAAAAAAUGUUUGCACUUGUUAAACAUUCAGAAAUUAGUUUGUUGUGAAGUCUGAACAAAUAUGGAUGAAACAACUCCAGAUUCUUCCAAUAAAGUCAAAAUAUGCCAGGUAUAGCUGCUGUCAUCUUGCGCAGAUCAGUUCAGUUUGGCUGGUGGUGGAGUUUAUGGCCUAUACUGCAGCCAGCCACCAGGGGGCGACCAAGAUGUUUUGGCUUCACUUUCCAGUACACAAUUGAUCCAGCACUCAGUUAUUCAUCCUAAUUUGUUCUAUUCAAAUUUUAUGAGUGAUGUAAAAUGUCUUUGCACUUGUUAGACAUUCAAAAAUUAUUUAGAUUUUUGUUUAUUAAUAAGUCUAAACAAAGAUGGAUGAAACACCUCCACAUUCUUUUAUUGUAAAUAAAUAAAUGAAGCCAAAAUGUCACAGGUUUAGCUGCUGUCAUCUUGCGUAGAUGAUGUUAUCUGGAUCCCAAGUCUGCCUUAUGUCGGCCUAUACGCUGUAGAAAAUAAUGGGUUCCACCCCCAAAAAAAUUGUGUUUAGACAACAUAAAGGAAUUAAGUUAACUUAUUAGUUUUUACAAAUUGAAGUGGAUUGAACAUCAAACAAUUAAGCUCAUUUUACAUCAGUAGUUUGAACAAACAGCAAACCAAAUUUUAAGAAGUGUACUGCAGUCAACCACCAGGGGGCGAUCAAAAAUGUUUUUGCUCCAAAUGAGGCGCAUCGGGGCCAAACACAAGCACUCAACAAUAUAAAUAUUAAGACUUUUCCGACAUCUGCACUUUUCCUCUCCUAAAGUUAUGAGCGAAAAAAAAUUUAUACUUCCUACAGAAAUUAGUUUCAAAAACUGAUCACAGUAAUGAAAACGGAAGCAAAAAUAUUUCAGUUAUGGGGCGCUGAUCACAUCAUUUGGCGCACUAGUCAUGGGGGGCAGGUUUUAUUACCUAUUUUGCAGCCAGCCACCAGGGCUCAAGCGUUUUGGCUGUUCUUACUAGGACAUAUAAUGCAUAACGUGGCUCAAACACACAAUGAUAAUUCGUAAAUUCUAAUUUCCGAGGAGGACUUGAACAUAUCGUACACAUAUAUAUAAACUGAAGUAUACUUUGGGCUUAAUAAGAAAGCUCACCCAAAAAAAAUUAUUGUAAUCAUGUACUCACCCUCUUCUUGUACCAAACCUGUAUGAGAGUCUCUCUUCUGUUGAAUACAAAUAAUAUUUUGUAAUCCAAACCAUAUUUAAAAUCCAUUGACAUUCAUUGUUCUACUAUGGUCAUUUUAUUCGACUAUGGAAGUCAAUAGCAAGUUUAAUUCUGCGGGAAUGAUCUCUUAAAUGUGAAAAGCAAAACAAAAUGUUUCCUGUAUGUUUUUCAAGAACAAAAAAGUCAUUUUUUGGAGUUAUUUGAUCUUCAAUAGUUGAAUCAGAAAGCUCUUUAUUUUCAUUUUUUUUAAUACGUCAUUGUUUUUUCAUCCCAAUAUCAAUACUCGGUUAUUUUCAGAUAUAUUCGCUCACCAAACAUUAAUCAUUAUCAUGUAUUUCUCGCAUUUUAAAUAGAUCGAUUGUUUUCAAUUGUGUGUUAAAUCAGGUGUUUUUAUUUUAUUUACUUUUUAGCAGGUUUGGAUCUGAGUAUUUUGUUGUUGUUGUUUGGCCAUGGUAUGGAAGAGGCUUGGAUUUCCUUUUUUUUUUUUUUUUUACUUCAGUCAGUUUCUAUCGUUUUGAGAACAUGUGAUGUUUAUAUUGCAAACCCAUGCACUGUUACGUUUUAGUUUUUUUUUUUGUUCAGGGCAACGAUCAAAGGAUUGUUUACUAGCGCCCGUGAUGCAUGCAGCGGGUUAUUAGCUCUAGUGAAUUCAGUGUCACGUCACCAGUAUGUAAAGGUAUUUUUAAAGUAAUUGUGGCACUGGUUUCACGCUCUCGCUGAAAACCUGUGAUAUGUACCAUAGGCUUUUUUUUUUUGGAUGCAAACAAACGAGGGGUUGCUAUUUCACGCUACUGUUUAGGAAUAUUUAUGUUUUGACCCGUAUAUUGAGAAUAAGACUUUGUUGUUUGCAUUCUAAAUGUAAAGCAUUAAGGGGAAAAGUCUUCCAGAAUUUAUCUCCCUUCAGUGAGUGUUAAAAAAGCCCUUGCCCCCCCAUAGUUAUGUAUAUUACGCACUGCAGCGCGGUUUUCGAGAUCACAUUUCGAUUUUCCGAGCGUGUUUUCAGCAGACCGUGCCGUUCCACCGUUUGAGCAAGGAGACCCACAUCAGGCUUGUGAAAUGAAGUGUAAAACUGUUUUUAUUAUUUGGUUUUUUAUUGUUUUGUUUUGUUUUUGAAGAUCAGUUAGUGAUCUCUGUGACAUAAUUAAGCCAAGUUUGUAAUUGUAUAAUAUUUACUGUAAGAUGUAGAACAUUCAAUAACUAUUAAAAUCUUUCCAAAAAAAUUAUAAA